GUGAGCUUCCAGUACUGUAUAAAGUAUUAAAACUACAGAGCAAGAAGGCAGACAUCGGUACAAUACAAGUCUCAUCGCUUGUGUUUACCUCGUCCAAUUUUGUGGCCUAUGCUGUCAAUAAAAAUCUACCAGUCAGUACAUGGGGUGAAGGCAUACUUCUGCUGACUCUGCACGUCAUCAUUGCCAAUUUGUUGUGCCUAAACUCCGGCAGACACAGGUACGCUGUUGUGUUUAUGGUGCUCUACGUCAUCGUUAUGGUGGUGCUGCUGUGGCCGCUGGUGUCUGACCAGGUUCUCAGUGGACUCAUGCUGCUCAACAUACCCAUCAACAUCUUCAGAAAGAGCAGACGAGUUUUUAACACUCAGAGCCAGAAGGGAGAAACAAGAUUCCCAAGCAGACGUUUCAUCUUCCUGACCAACUUCUGCUCGUUGGGCCGUCUUCUGACGACAAUGGCAGACACCACAGACCUUUUGUUCCACACAUACUCCAUCGUGGAUUGUGCAUUGAACAUUAUCCUUGCACUAGUAACCAUCAGUUCUUGGAUAAAAAGGAAUAAAUUGUCAAAAAACAGAGCAAGCCCAGCUGGAUAGAGAGGUGUUGAGUGUUCAGACAGUCCAUGAUUCUAACACUUCAAAACCAGAUGGACAGAGUCGGUGUUGAUGUUAUUCAAAGGGCUAAAACAGUUUACAUUACAUUUUAAGCCUAGGAUUUAUAACAGGCUUUUUUUAAUAAUUAAAAUAUGCUAAACUGUCCCUUCUUCCACAUUAGCAAAUAACAGUGUCUGACUAUAAACUUAAACUCAGCUUUGGAAGAUCUGAUUGGCCUACACUGCAGGAUAAACAUACACAUUUCAAUAUAUAGAACUACAUGCGUGAAUUACUAAAAAGGAGUAGAAACUAUCAACAAAGUCUGAAAGUCCUUCUAACUGACCUCCUCAUUAAAAGUUAUUCUAUCAUCUGUAAAUUAAAUUCCACUACCAUUGUUGUAGUAUGAUAAAUUGUGAAUUUAAAAAAAAAAUAAGCAAACCUUGAGAGUAAAGUUGCUGAGAUAGUGGAAUACAAUGUUCAAGAGAGAUAAAAAGAGAUACUGUUUGUUUACAUGUCUAGCUGUACAGAUAACAUAUCCAGCACUGAUACUACACCAUGUGCUGGUGACGUAAAUGCUCAAGUUUUUAUGUAACAAUCAAGUUUUUAUGUAACAAUCAAGUUUCUAUGUAACAGUGCUGAU
Messenger RNA from Physella acuta, 1227 nucleotides. RefSeq lists its product as uncharacterized. NCBI's taxonomy places the organism in Eukaryota, Metazoa, Mollusca, Gastropoda, Physidae. The record is from RefSeq and is a predicted model, not a curated record.